AUGGGAGCCACUGAGCCCGGCGGCAGCAAGAGCCGGAGGCUGCUUUCCUCUCUGCGGCCCUGGAAGGCCGCCCGGCGGCUGUGGAGGACGCGCUCGGCUCCCAAGGCGGCACAGGGUGAGUGUGGGCGCGGCCGGGGACCUGGGGCUGUGCGCGGCCGGUGCCCGCCACCCAGGGCGGCAGCGCGGGCCGCGUUCCCCGACCCGGGCCUGCGGGCGGGGGCGGCGUGGCCAGGAGGUCCGGCCGGGCGAUCCUGCAGCCGACCCUCGGCCGCGGGAACGAGACAGGUCCCCGAGCUCACCCGGGGCCGGUGGACCAAGCGCGGGGUCCGGUGUCGGCGCUGUCCCCGCGCCCUCUCCGCUCCUCGGCCCCAUAGGCGUCUCCCGUAG
Molecule: messenger RNA, 387 nt
Organism: Pipistrellus nathusii (Nathusius's pipistrelle)
Lineage: Eukaryota; Metazoa; Chordata; Mammalia; Chiroptera; Vespertilionidae
Source: the annotation of a GenBank genome assembly